This is a messenger RNA of Salvelinus fontinalis (brook trout), 3728 nucleotides long. RefSeq lists its product as uncharacterized. Bases 436 to 3426 code for a protein of 996 amino acids. The transcript has 9 exons. The record is from RefSeq and is a predicted model, not a curated record. Lineage: Eukaryota; Metazoa; Chordata; Actinopteri; Salmoniformes; Salmonidae.
UAUUUCUCUGAAAUAUUUUGUGAGACUAACUCCUGUGCUCCUGUAGCAGUUCCUACUACUGUGCUAGCUCCUACUGCUCCCACUGCCACCGCACCCCCUGCUGUGCUAGCUCCUACUGCUCCCACUCCCACCGCGCCCCCUGCUGUGCUAGCUCCUACUGCCCCUCCUCAGCUCUGGUCAGCCUCCCAGCCAACAGCUGGACCACUACAGCCUGCUGCUGACGCUCAGGUGCUUCUCCCUGAGGGAUGGAAGCAGACCCUCCCAAAGGAGCAGCAAGAGUGGGUCAGUCGGGCCAUUUUCAUCAGGAACAAGCAGCUCAAAUGUGUCCUGAAAAGCCAGCUUGAGCUGUGGUACUUCCCUCCUCUGCCUCCUAACAUCAGCCAUCAGCCUCCAGCUUCUCCCUCCGCCUACUUCCUCCGGCCAUUCUGCCUCUGGAUGCCCUACCGCCUGUGGGCCUUUAAGUUUGUGUGCACCCAGCCACGGUGCAAGCGUCAGAAGCUCACAGGCUGUGGGGUGUACAAGACAGUCCGGAGGGUGCUUGACAUGGACGGCUGGUAUUUUAUGGGGACAGAGUACCUGGAGUGCCGCCUCUGUAAGAAGAAGCUAGCAGGAUGGUCGCUGGAUAUCUUGGACCAGCUGGACGCAAGUCAUCGCUCCAUUUUCCCAGCCAUCUUGACUUACAGGCUGUCAUGUGACCUGAAGGUGGUCAGGCUGAUGAGAGAGAGGACACUGGGGAACAGUGUGACCAGGCUGUACAACCAGCUGAGGGAGCAGCACAGCCUGACCUGGAUGAGUCGGACCCUGUACUACCUGUCCGUCUGUGACCACUUUGUAGUCCCAGGUGCCGCACCACUGAGGGUAACACCUCCUCCUCCCUUUUUGGAUGUGCCCUCAGCCCAGUGGCUGCUGACUGUCCACGGCUACGACGUUCUGUUCCAGCUGGAGGACUUCAAGGCCAGAGUCACCUCCAUCUUUGGGUCCAUCCUGAAGAUGGAUUCAACCAAGAAGGUGACCAAGAAACUAGCUGGGGCAGCACACGGGACAGCAGCGCGGGCCACAAAUGUGGGCAAUGAGUACGGCCAGGUGCUCAUUACGGUCCUCACUGACAGCGAAGGAGAGGGCCUGCUCGACAUGGCAGCUGGCCUCCAGCAGCGCUACAGUAGAGCUGGAGUGGCACCUCCCAAGCUGCUCUAUGUCAACCGGGACUGCUGCGCCCUGAUGGGAAAGGGGAAGACGGCAGCCAUGUUCAGCCAGUGGGAUGAACUCAUCGUCCGGCUGGAUGUGGGGCACCUCAUCCGUCGCUUUGCUCGGGGAGUGACAACAGAGAGCCAUCCUCUGUAUGCUCUCUUUUUGCGGCGGCUCUCCUCCUGCAUGUUGGUGUGGUGUGCAGAGGAUGUGGAGCGCCUGCGUGAGGCCAAGCGAGGUGAGCUCAAGGGGAGCCGCAUCACGGGUCUCAGCGACGCACAGGUCAUGAAAAGGAUCAGCCUGAAGGAGAUGGCUCGGCACUGUCGUCGCCGCACGCGCGGGGCGGAGGAGACCGAGCGUCUCAUCGGGGAGCUCCUGGAGACCUUCAUCGAUGCCACAGACACCCUGGGCGUCCGGCUCCUGGACCGUGACCGAAUGCAGGCCAUCUGGCAGACCCAGAGACGACACCUGGUCUGUAUUCAGGACCCCCCUGGUGUCAGCAUCUACACCAAGGGCAAGGACGUGACCAUGGGAGGGGUCAUCCUGCAUGUGUUGCGUUGCGCCCGUGAGUCCACCUCCCUGGAGUCUUUCCACCUCCACCUCAACUGCUUCAUUCCUGGAACAAGUGCGUCUGCCGAGCACUUUCAGGCCUACCUCCUUGAAGGGUUGGUUCGGUGGAAUGAGGACCGUGCAGAAGCUGCAGCGGAGGGGGGGGGACAGAAGCAGACCCUGCACUGCUAUGAUGGUGUAGCCCAGCACGCCAUCAAUGAGCUGAGCCAGAAGCUCCUGGGCCGCAGUCUUGUGAAGGAUCACACAAGGCCUGCAAAGUACACUGGGGAACUCAUUGGGGUCGAAUAUCUCUUCUCCCAGACCCAUGGUGACCAGAGGUUGGAGUCCAACCUCGGUAAGGACCCGGAUGUCCCAGACGGGACACCUGAUCUAUUUGAGGGAGGAGAGGGAGAGGAGGAUGACCUGAGAGAGCUUGAGGAGGAGGAUGACCCCACCGUGUCCUUGCCCGACCUCGAUGACCAUCUCCCACCAGUCCCUCCACUCAGGAAGGCCGCUCCACCGCCCACUCAACCCAACCCAUCCCAGGUACCUGUCGUCACACCCCCUGAUGACACUAUGGAGGAGAUGGACACUGCACCAGCUGCCAGUCAGGACCCAGAGGAUGACGAGUACAUAGGACCUGGUGGGGUUAGUGGAUACCAGCACGUGGUCCUCCUGGCCAAGAGUCUGCUGAGGCUGCUGGAGGGGCCAUGGAUCUCUAAUAGGCAAAUAGAGGUGAUCAUGGCUCUCUGGGGAAAUCUUCCGGAGAGAGACAAGGCGGCAGUCUCUUACCCCGAGAGGUUCCGGGACCGAGUCCUGCAGGGGAGCUUCAACAAUUCAAAGAGCUCAACCGUGACGGGGGAAGAGAUUAUGAAGCGCUCCCUGCUUGGCCAAGGCUCUGGACCUGCUCAGUGGCCCAACACCAGCCGGACAGUGGAGGCCAUUUUUGUGGAGCUGUGCCACAAACACCCUGCUGGCAAGACGGUUCUUGGUAACCGGGUCAACAGGUGGGCUGCUAUCCUGGGGGACUACAGGAGAAUCAGGACCAUGGUGCUGAGCAGCCCAAACCUCAAUACCCACACAAGGCUGCAACUGUUCCAGGUCAACAAGCUGACCUUGACACAGUGGUACAACAAACGGAUAUCCUCUAUGGAGAGAGUGGCCCUGCACCAGAACCGUGACAGCAUGACUGCAGAGAGGGAGGAGUCAGGCCCCUUCCACACUGCAGUCUGGAGCACUUCACCGCUGCCAGCCCCAUCAACCAGCAGCACCUACCAGCUGCCAGAGGACAGAACUGGGCAGGCUACACAGCGUGGCAGAGCAGCCACUUGUCAGCCACUGCCACCUCUACCGCCACCCAGUCUGCCUACCACCUCCCUCCCUUUAACGCCAGUCUCCCAAGACCUGCCCUCGACCUCCACUCCUCUUCCCUCUCCUCCUGCUGGUGGACCCAAGGUCUCCAGGACCACUGAAUGGAGAAGGAAGAAGAAGCUGGAGUCUGGUAUUAAAGUCAGAGCGCACAAGCCAUACGAAGGCUACAAGUGCUCUAAAUGUGGCAAGCCGAAAACUGCAGAGUUUGGACACAGUAUGUAUGAUUCUGUGAGAUUCUGUGCCGCUUCCUCUGGCGGCCAAACUGUGGAGGAGUGGCUGGCACUCAUGAGGGCCCAGCAUGGUGCUAGCAAAGGCCAGUAAACUCUGACUGACUGACUGAUUGGUGUGUCAAUUGUAAAGUCGUUUUUGUACAUAUGUUCUUUGUUGUUGUUGUUUUUUUAAAGAUUGUUAAUCUCUUGUACAUUUAGCUCAUUUCAAAUCAUCUUAACUUGUACAGUAAGUGUAGGGGACAUUAUGCUGGGUUGUUUCACAUGUAACAUUCCCUGUGAAAUAAAUAAUAAUUGAAUGCAAGCACUUUUUCUCCCUUAAAUUCAUUUUGAUUUAUUGUCAUACUCUUUAAAGUUCAACAAAUAAAAAGACAAGUAAAUCUGUCAUAAUUUUCU